GAUCAUCAGACUCUGGAUCAUCAGGUUCAGGAUCAGGAUCUAACGGAUCGGGGCAAGGAAGUAGCUCUGGCAAUGGAGGCUCUAACGGCAACGAUGACGAUGAAACUGGAAGCGGCGGCGUGCAAGGCAACGGAUCUGGAUCGCAAGAUGAUGACGGCGAAGGUGAUGCCGACGGUGAUUCAUCUGGAAACGGCGCAUCUUCAGGUUCAGGCAGUGCAAGUACCAAUGGCAAAGGUAGCCAACCAGGAGCCAAUUCGGACGGUAGCUCUGACAGUGGCGACUCAAGCGGCUCGAAAGGCGGCAAUGGAGGUACACUGGGUGGAGGCGAUCGCCCGGGGGAUGAAGAUCAGUCAAGUCGCAAGUCAUCAGGUCGCAAGUCAAGCACUUCAAAACGUUCAACCUCGACUAAAUCGCCAGUCGUGGUGACGAAACCCACAACAUACACUACCACCUCCGGCAGCAAAGUCAUCAAAAUCACUUCCAAUGUCGUUAAGACCCUCAGCGAUAGCAAGUCAUCUACCCGAAAAUCUACAACCACCAAACGAACUACCAGUCUCAAGGGCAAUCUAGAGGGCAUGGGAAGUCGUAGUGCUGUGGGUGGUACAAGCUUCACAAGGCCUUCCAACAGUCGGUCUGCAAGCUCUAAACAGGCCUCCACCACCAACGGCAACGGGGACGCAGGUCAAGAUCCUGCCGACUCUACAGUUUUGGCAAAUACUUCACCAGAGGCGUCUCCAGGCCCAAGCACUAAGAGUACAAAGACUUCAUCGUCCAAGUCAACUUUUUCUGGUUCGAUAGACACGGCUGUUCGACCUGGUGGUAGUGGUAUAAGUACAACAAGUCGCAAAUCGACCGCGAGUUCCUCUCAGACCACAGAAGAUUCGAGUAAAACUUCAUCUAAUGUCAAUGGAGGCUCAGACAAGGCCGAUACUUCUACAUCAAAGACCAGAUCCUCCACAUCCACCGUUGGAAGCAAAUCAACUUCGUCAUCCACAAAAUCUGGCCGGGGAUCGAGCGGCUCAGUCGUUGCUUCAUCGCGAGCAUCAAGUUCUACAUCUUCAACUGCGUCUCUCAAGGGCAAUCCGGAAGACCUUGGGACCAGAACUGACGAUACCGAGGAAAGCACAACUCAACGCAACACACGAAGUAGCUCAGUCACUACAUCUUUAACAUCCCGCUCUUCUACCACAAAGUCUAGCGGUACGACGUCGCCAAAUGUGAACACCAGACCUGGCGGAGAAACAGCCGGCCAAGGAUCGUCCACCUCCUCGAGGCCUUCUUCUUCUCAGACAACAACGAAGACUUCCACUACUACAUCGAAGGAGGUAAUCAAUAUUGACACAUUGAUUGGUUCGCAAAGUGUGGCAGAGUCUGAUCGUGUACCACAAGGUGAUGAAGAGACAUCCACAGCUCGCAGGACAACAAUCUCCUCAACUAGUAGCUCACGAGAUGAAGAACAAGAGCCAGCGACUUCGACUGGGGAGUCAAGCCCUGAUAGUGAUACUACUUCACUAUCUGAUGAAUCGACUGCUACGGCUCGUGAUGGAGAAGGAGACGCUGACUCUUCUUCCACGAAGUCAGGUCUCACAGGAGAGCCUGCGGGAGGUCCAGGAAGAACAACUCUUGUCGACGACGAGGAUCCUGAGCCUUCAACCGUUGUUUCUAAUGGUGCGCCAAUCGUUGCUGAACCGUCCAGCUCUGCUACAUCCGACGAUACAGACAGCGAGGAAUCUUCCAGUGUCUCAGGUGAUGUGCCUUCUGAGACUGGUGAAGAUGACGAUGCGGAAACCAGUGCCACUGAUACAGCUACAGCUCAAGACCCUGAUGCGGAAGAAACUGGCUCUGAGACACUGUCAGGCGGUGCUCAGGAGACUGAAGAGCCCGGUUCAGACGAUGAGGGCACGAGUUUGAUCACUCCUCAAAUGCCAGUUCCCACUAGCCCAUUACCUAGUACUGUCUCCGAAGAUCGAUCUCUUUCGGACGAUGAGGAUCCUGAUGCUGAGACCGGGGACAUUAUCACUGAUAACCCUACUGGCAGCGCAACGUCUGAUCCCGAUGCUUCGAAUAGUGCUUCGAAUGGCGAAGCAUCAGAGACAGGUGACGAUGAUGCGGAAGAAACAAGCGCCACAGAGGCAAAUGGGUCUGCAGUAACCAGUGCUACUGAUGGCGCUGGCGACGGUGACGGCGAUGUGGUAACUACUACCGAUGCUGAUGAUGCAGGCGAGCCUGCGGAAACUAGUGAUACCGAUGGAGACGGGGAUGGAGACUCGGCAACUGUUACUGUUACUGCUACUGCUACGGAUGACUCUGAAUCCAACACUGAAGAUGGCAACCAGGCCACCACUGAUGUGUCCGCAGGAAUACCCGCAGACACUAUCACAGAAGAUGGCACCCAAACCACCGAAGAACCCGAUGGAGACUUGUCAACAGUUACUUUCUUCCGAGCAGGUCGAGGACAAUUCCGAACAACAGUAUACAUCCCACCUCAGGAGACUGGCGAUCCUUGGACCGCAAUCAUCGAGACUCCAGUCUCUGAGACCCAAUCUGAGGGAGCAACCGCUCACGGGGAUGAUGAUACCCUUACUACUGCCCCUGCUAUUACCGGAACAGCCAACAUCACUCUCUUCAGAGGUGGUAGUAUCAGGAGGACGUUUUACAUGUCCCCCAGCGCUUCUGACCAACCUGGUACUGUUAUCAUAGAGACACCGACAGGCCCAAUUCCAUCCGCUACUGCAUUUACCACAAUCUUUAGUCCUGGAACUGGAUCAGCUACAGUCACUAUCUACUACCCACCCGAUGAUCCUGAUGAGCCGGGUACAUUUGUAAUCGAGACUCCUGUGCCUGAUACAGACGCUACUGGUAGUACAGACACCAGAUCUGGCACCACUAUCUUUACACAGGGUACUGGAACCGUUGCAACAACCAUCUACCUCCCACCUGAUGUCUCGGGAGAUCCUGGUACAUUUAUUGUUGAGAAUCCUGCCUCGGAGACUGAUGAUGAAUCGUCUUCAGACGACGUCAACGAGGGCACGGACUCUGAUGCAACAAUCACACCGGCUCCCAGUGAAAUUCCAUCUCCUGGAGCCGAAGGUAAUCUCACACUCUAUAGAUCUGGCGAAGAAUCGACUCGCCAGACAAUCUUCAUUCCACCGACAUCAAGUGGCGAUCGAUGGACAGUCAUCAUCGAGACUCCAGCUUCAGAGACCGAACUGGAAGAGACCGGGACUGCAGCAACUGUUCCUGGCUUCCAGACAACAAUUGCGUCGGUUACUGGAACAGCCAAUUUUACCAUCUUCACAGCUGGUACUGCGACCACACGCAAGACGUCUUACAUUGCACCGAAGACUUCAGGUGAACCAGGAACAAUUGUCAUCGAGACACCCGUUCCCGGAACCUCCAGUAGUGGUCUUACUGCCAACCCUGAAGCUCUUACAACUGGUGAUGUUAUUUCUGCCGAAUCGACCACGACUGUCUUUGUUCAGGGUACUGGCACAAGGGCAACGACUUACUAUGUUCCGCCCGCGGUUACUGGCAAACCUGGCACUCUCUACAUUGAAGCACCUGCUACUGGCAGCUCUGAUGAAAGCACAGAAACAGACCUGCCUCCUGGUGUUCUACCCAAUGUUACUAUCUCCAGUGGUGUUCCAGGGUCUGUCACUCGGACUGUGUAUGUAUCUCCCACUGCCUCGGGCGAAGCUGGGACUAUUAUUAUUGAAGUACCCACCGGUGGCUCUGGCGACACUGAUGACGAUGGAGACAUCAUCUCGGCUGCCACUACAGUGACAAGCUUUAGAGGAGGGCCAGCUUCUGUUACCGUCACUAGUUAUAUCCCUCCCACAGUCUCUGGAGAGGCUGGAACACUCAUCAUUAUCACGCCAACCGAAGGGUCUGGAGCCAAUACCACUGGAGGCGAAGAUGCGGCAGAGACUGACGAUCCAAGUGAUCCCGAUGCUGAUUCCAUCUCAGCAACUACAACUACUACUAUGUAUCAAGAUGGCCCUGGCUCGAUAAGAAGUACCAUCUAUAUCCCUCCUACUGCUUCUGAUGAACCUGGAACUCUGAUUAUCGUCACCCCAACUGAGGGAUCUGCCAGUACCACUGGCGACGAAGAUGCGGAGGAGACGGACGAUCCAAGUGAUCCCGAUGCUGAUUCCAUCUCAGCGACAACAACCUCCACCAUAUUUAGAGGUGGCCCGGCCUCAGUAACAAUUACCAGUUAUAUUCCUCCUACCGCUUCCGAUGAACCUGGCACUCUGAUCAUCGUAACACCAACCGAGGGAUCUGAGGCUAGUACCACUGGUGAUGAGGAUGCGGAGGAGACUGGCGAUUCAAAUACAAAUCUGAUCUCAGCGACUAGAACUACUACUGUAUUCCAAGGUGGUCCUGGCUCAGUAAGGAGUACCACUUAUAUCCCUCCUACUGCUUCGGAUGAGCCUGGUACUCUAAUCAUCGUCACCCCAACUGAGGGGUCUGCAAGUACCACUGGGGAUCUAAAUACAGAUCUCAUAUCAGCGACAACAACUACUACUGUGUACCAAGGUGGUCCUGGGUCGGUACGAAGCACCACUUACAUCCCUCCUACGGCUUCAGAUGAACCCGGCACUUUGAUUAUCGUCACACCAACCGGUGGUUCUGAAGCUAGUGCUACUGAUGAUGAAGAUGCAGAAGAGACUGGAGACGCUUCUCAGACUGACUCCAUCACCGACAUAGAUGUCAUUGAGGCAACUGCCACCUUCACCAGCUUCAGAGGCGGCUCAGACUCAACCACCCGAACUACAUACAUCCCCCCUACUGCUUCAGGUGAAGCCGGGACACUCAUCGUUGUAACACCCACAUCGAAUCCCGACAAUGUGUCUGCUGGAAUUACAGGCACAGAGGCAGGAAGUCCAACUGCUGUUAUUACUUCUGGAGGUAACGUGACAAUUUACAGCGGUGGCCCUGCUUUGUCGACGACGACUCGAUAUAUUCCUGCUACUCUAUCAGGGGAUCAGGGCACCGUGGUUAUUGAGACUCCAACAUCUGGACCUCAGGCUACGGGUAUCGGAAACGUUACCAUUGUCACUGGCGGUCCUGCGACAGUCACGCAGACCAUUUAUAUUCCUGCCAUAGUCACCGACGAACCUGGUACUAUUGUCAUUGAGACCCCCACGUCUGGUGUUGAUGAAGACAUUAUAACCAACAGCACGGUAUACAGUGGAGUCUCAGCUACCGGUACCCGAACGGUCUAUGUAUCCCCGACAGCAUCUGGCGAACCUUGGAUUAUCAUUAUCGAGACUCCCGCUGUCAAAGCACCUGAAAAUGUCACUGUCUACACCGGCGUUUCAGCUACCGCUGCCACGACUCGAUUCGUACCAGGUACAGACUCAGAUGACAUUGGCACGAUCAUCAUUGAGACUCCUCUCGACAGCCCAACGUAUGUGACCGUUUAUACCGGCGGGCCAGGUACUGCUACUACGACUAUAUACUUGACACCAAGUGCUUCUGGAGACUCAACUACAAUGGUUAUCCAGACGCCUACACAGGGGGAUGGAGACGCAGAGCCCAGCGACACUGGUGCAAUCUCUGUUCCUGGAAAUGUUACAGUGACGAGCGGUGGAUCUGGUUCAGCUACAAGUACUAUCUACGUUGCACCAACAGUAUCAGGACAGGGCGAAACCAUCAUUGUUGAGUAUCCAACAGGCGAUACUGGUGAUGAUGAUGCAAUCACAAUUGCUCCUACAGGUUCCGGCGGCAACUCUACUGUCAUCCGUGGAGGCCCGGCUAGUGUCACCACAACUAUAUACAUACCACCCACAUCGUCCGGCGAAGGCGGAAUUAUCAUCGUCGAGACACCUACGGAGGACGACGCAACAACAGGUGUACCUGAGACUGGAACGAUCACAGAUGAGCCUGGUGCAACUGGUCAACCUGGAAACACCACCGUCUUUAGUGAAGCUUCAGGAACAGCUACGGAGACCUUGUACUACCCUCCAGACGAUCCAAGUGAGCCAGGCACUGUCGUUGUUGUAACUCCCAGCAGACCCACCGCCACUACAAUCUACAGCGGUGGUCCAGUCACUUCUCUUCGGACUUUGUACAUUUCUGCAACAGUCUCUGGAGAACUGGAUACAGUACUCAUCGAGACACCGGCCACUGGUGCUGAAGCCGAGACUUCGGAAGCUGCAAGUGGUCAGAGAACUACUACGAUCUUCGGUGGUGGCUCAGGCUCAGCGACAAGAACAAUAGUUAUAUCCGCCACCGUGUCGGGAGAGCCAGAUACAGUUCUCAUCGAGACCCCAACUGGCGCGGAAGUUGAAGCUACAACUAUUACAAGAGGCGGCCCAGUUUCCGUUGCAACGACAGUCACCGUGCCUGGUGUAUCGGGAGGACCAGAUACUGUUUACGUGGAGACUCCAACAGUAUCAGACGACGAUGCAGCUUCUGAAACUGACGACGAUCAAGUUGAAGCUACAACAAUCACUAGGGGUGGCCCAGCGUCCGUCGCAACGACUAUUACUGUUCCCGGUGUAUCGGGAGGACCGGAUAUUGUUUACGUCGAGACACCAACCACAUCACUUGAUGAUGCAGCUUCAGAGACCACUGACAGUGAAGUGGAAGCCACAACAAUCACCGUAGGCGGGCCAGUGUCUGUUGGGACCACAUACACUAUCACAGGUGCGUCAGGAGAACCAGAUACGGUAUACGUGGAAACCCCAACUAUGUCAGCCGACGACUCAACUGGCAGCAACGGUAUUGAUGCCACUACUAUUACACGUGGUGGCCCAGUCUCGGUUGCGACAACAAUCACUGUUCCUGGUGUUUCCGGCCAACCAGAUAUUGUUUAUGUGGAAACCCCAACUACCGUAGCCGACAGCGCAGCUUCGGGCACUGAUGAUGACUUGGAGCCUACUACGAUUACUAGAGGUGGUCCUGUAUCAGAGGCAACGACCAUUACCAUCCCAGGUGCACCAGGGGAGCCAGACACGGUUUAUGUUGAGACGCCAACUGCCCCAGCAGGUGGUAAUGAUGCUACCACAAUCACUACAGGAGGACCUGUCUCAAAAGCAACAACGAUUACUAUCUCUGGUGUGUCAGGGGAGCCCGACACAGUGCUCGUUGAGACACCAACUGCCACAGACGGAGAGAAUGAGGCGACUACAAUCACAAGAGGUGGACCAGUCUCGGUAGCAACAACAAUUACUAUCCCAGGUGUGUCAGGCCAGCCCGAUACAGUUCUUGUGGAGACACCAACUACUGAGGCCACUACAAUUACUCGAGGUGGCCCAGUCUCAGCCGCUACAACAAUCACCAUUCCUGGUGAGCCUGGUGAACCAGACACUGUUGUCGUUGAGACGCCUGCGGAGUCCUCUCGAAGUGCUGUCGAGUAUACAACUAUCACGAGAGGCGGUUCUGUGACUGCUGCUACUACAGUUACGGUUCAGGGCAUAUCUGGCGGGCCCGACACGGUAUUUAUUCAGACGCCUACAGAGUCCCCCAGUGACACCGAACCUGAGUAUACUACAAUUACCAGAGGCAACACCGUCUCAGCUGCCACGACUAUCACUAUCCCUGGUGUUUCGGGCCAACCAGGCACUGUCGUUGUUGAGACGCCUGCAGAAACUACUAGAGAUGGCGAGGUCGAGUAUAUUACCAUCACCAGAGGCGGCUCCGUGACCGCUGCCACAACUGUUACGAUUCCAGGAGUGUCUGGUGGACCCGAUACCGUCUUCAUCCAGACACCAACUGAACCAGCCGCUGGUAGUGGUGCGAUUGAACCUUCAACCAUAGUCACAGGUGGUCCUGUAUCUGUUGCGACAACAAUCACCAUCCCAGGUGUAUCAGGUGCUCCAGAUACCAUCCUUAUCGAGACUCCGACAGGGUCUUCCGGCGAAGAGCCUUCAGUGACUGACAACGGAAGUGAUGGAGAGACAAUUGCCACCACAAUCACCAGGGGAGCUGCAGUAACGGCUGCGACAACCCUCACCCUCACUGGUCAAUCUGGUGAGCCAGGCACCGUUGUCGUAGAGACACCCAUUGAUGGCUCAGAAGAUGAGGAGACCGCCACCGACACAGCUACAGGAGUUGUUGUCUCGCCUGAAGGUCGGCCGAAUACUACAGUCUAUAUCGGCGGUCCUGUUAGUGUACCGCAGACAAGAUAUGUUUCAGCUACAGUCUCUGGUGAAUUGGAUACAGUAAUCAUUGAGACGCCGACUGCUGGCUCCAACGAAGAAGAGGUGGAGUACACUACUAUAUUCAGUGGUGGAUCUGGCACUGCUAUUAGAACUACGACACUUCAGCCUGAUGAUCCAGCUGAACUCGGUACGGUUAUUGUCGUCACUCCCACGGGCGCCGAGGAAACUGGGGAUGGGGUCACGUCCACCACAACAGACGACACUGAACAAGUCGAGUACACAACUAUAUUUAGUGGAGGAUCUGGAACUGCUAUUCGCACUACGACACUUCAGCCUGAUGAUCCCGAUGACCUGGGAACGGUUAUUAUCGUGACUCCCACGGGCUCUGGAGAAACUACUACAGAUGAUGCCGAAGAAGUCGAGUAUACAACCAUAUUUAGUAGCGGAUCUGGAACCACCAUUCGUACUACUACACUUCAGCCCGACUCUCCUGACGAACUGGAUACCGUCAUCGUUAUCACUCCUACGGGCUCUGCAGACACUACCACAGAUGACGCUGAAGAAAUUGAUUACACCACUAUCUUUAGCGGUGGAUCGGGAACUGCCAUCAGAACUACGACACUUCAGCCUGAUGACCCUAAUGAACUAGGAACCGUCAUCAUCGUGACUCCCACUGGUGCUGGAGAGACCGCCACAGAUGAUGCCGACGAAGUUGAGUACACAACCAUCUUCAGUGGCGGAUCCGGAACAGCUACGCGCACUAUAACGCUACAGCCUGACACUACUGGUGAACUGGGAACAGUCAUUGUUGAGACUCCCACUGGGGCCGAGGUGACUGCCACAGAUGAUGCUGACGACAUCGAAUACACUACCAUCUUCAGCGGUGGUCCGGUAACUGCUGCUACUACAAGGACAUUGCAGCCUGAUACUCCCGGCGAGCUUGGAACUGUUGUCGUCGAAACCCCUACCGCUUCAGAUGAAGCCGACGAUACUGAGUAUACAACUAUUUUCGCCGGUGGUCCUGGUACUGCUAUUCGUACUAUCACUCUCGAGCCAGACUCGCCAGGAGACCUUGUUACCGUUAUCGUUGAGACACCUACAGGUUCUGACGACGACGCAGAGUACACAACCAUCUUCAGUGGUGGCCCUGCGACAGCUACUCGCACUAUUACCCUCGAACCCGACACGCCAGGAGAUCUUGGUACUGUCAUAAUCGAGACACCUACUGCCACUGUCGAUGAAAUAGAGUAUACUACUAUUUUCAGUGGGGGAUCAGCCACUGCCCGUCGCACAACCACCUUGUCCCCUGACUCCCCCGGAGACCUCGGUACUGUCAUCAUUGAAACACCUACAGGUUCUGGCGAUGAAGAAGAGACAACAACAGCUGCCAGCCCUGCUGAUGAUGUUGAGUAUACUACCAUCUUCAGCGGCGGAUCUGUUACAGCUCGUCGCACAAUCACAUUGCAGCCUGGCUCUCCAGGGGAUCUCGGUACAGUUGUUAUCGAGACUCCCACCUCAGCCGUCGAUGAAGAAGCUCAGUACACAACCAUUUUUGUCGGCGGUCCUGCGAAUGUUCCUCGAACUACUACCAUCCCCCCUGAAUCAUCGGGACAACUUGGUACUGUGGUUGUCGAGACACCGACUGGAGACAAUGCGAUUGAGUAUACCACAAUUUUCAGCGGUGGUCCCGUAACAGCGCCUCGAACGACAACACUUGCUCCUGGCUCGCCGGGAGACCUUGGUACAGUGAUUGUUGAGACGCCUACAGGAGGCAACGAAGAAGAGGAGAUCGAGUACACCACAAUCUUCAGUGGAGGAUCUGGAACAGCCUCUCGAACUAUAACACUCGCUCCUGGGUCACCGGGAGAUCUUGGUACAGUCAUUGUUGAAACACCUACCAAUGGUGAGGGCACAGCUGAGAUCGAAUACACUACUGUCUUCAGCGGCGGAUCUGUGACUGCAUCUCGCACAACAACCCUAGCUCCUGGCUCUCCAGGAGAACUCGGUACCGUUAUUAUCGAGACUCCAAUUAUCCGAGAGGGUACAGCUGCUGCUGAUGACAUCAGCUAUACCACUGUCUUUAGCGGAGGACCUGUGACAGCCUCGCGGACAACCACUCUAGCUCCCGGGUCACCGGGAGACCUUGGCACGGUUAUCAUCGAGACACCAACGACUACAGCUGCUGGCGAGAUUACUUAUACGACCAUCUUCAGUGGGGGUUCUGUGACGGCGUCUCGGACGACCACGCUGGCUCCUGGAUCGCCAGGGGACCUUGGCACAGUUAUCAUUGAAACGCCAACUGCUACUACUACCAGUCAGGUCAGCUAUACCACCAUCUUCAGCGGAGGGCCUGUGACAGCCUCUCGAACGACUACUCUGGCGCCAGGUGCUCCUGGAGACCUAGGUACAGUUAUUAUUGAGACGCCAACGACUGCAGCCGCUGGUCAGAUUACAUAUACCACCAUCUUCAGUGGCGGAUCCGUAACAGCAUCUCGGACAACAACUUUAGCCCCUGGAUCGCCGGGAGAUCUUGGCACAGUCAUCAUUGAGACGCCAACGACUGCUGCUGAGAUUAGGUACACAACCAUCUUCAGUGGUGGAUCUGCCACUGCUUCCAGGACUACUACACUAGCACCCGGAGCACCAGGCGAUCUCGGCACCGUUAUCAUAGAAACCCCUACAUCAGCCGUGGGUAGAAACACGACCAUCUAUAGCGGCGGAUCUGGCUCAGUUGCGACAACUAUAUACUAUCCUCCUGCGACAAAUGAUCCUGAUAAGGUCGGCACAGUUGUGAUUGAGACGCCUACACCCACUCCUACCCCAGCGCCAAUCGUUCAGAACGUCACAAGAACCAUUGGAGGUCCAGCUGGUAUUACUACCACGAUCUAUUAUUCCCCUGCAGCACCCAAUGAACCUGGUACUGUUCUCAUUCAAACCCCAACAACUACCAUUGAGCCUGUUAUCCAGAAUGUCACGCGGACAAUUGGAGGACCAGCUGGUAUUACUACCACGAUCUAUUAUUCCCCUGCAGCACCCAACGACCCUGGCACUGUUAUCAUCCAGACACCAACAACUACCAUUGAACCAGUAAUCCAGAACGUCACACGUACAAUUGGAGGACCAGCUGGCAUAACCACAACAAUCUAUUAUUCCCCCGCCGCGCCGAACGAACCUGGAACUAUCCUUAUUCAAACCCCUACCACCACUCUUGUAGUACAAAACGUCACUCGCACAACAGGAGGUUCAGUAGCAACAACAAUCUACCUCACUCCAGGCGCAGCAGGUGAUCCAGGAACAGUCAUCAUCCAAACCCAAACUCCUCCAGCGGUAAUCGUUCCUACAACAACGACCACAAUCUUUAGAGCAGCUUCUAGCACGGCUACUGCUGGAACAACAUUCUACAUAGCGCCUGCAGCAUCUGGAGACCCAGGUACCGUCAUCAUCGAGACUCUUGUUCCGUCUACUACAUCUAGUAGUUCCACAAGUACCAGCAUAGCAGCCACUGGCAUGCCGACGUUUGACUGUAACGGAUACGGGUACAUCGUUGGAGGCUUGCUGACUCCAGGUCUGACGAGAGUCAACCUAGUCACGGGUGACAGAGCAUUAAUUAACCCCAGCGUGGGCAACGGUCUAGCUAUUCAAGGCAUCGGUUUCAACCCUACCGACAACUACAUCUACGGCUUUAUGUCAAGGGGUCUUAUCCUUAGUGUUUUAUGUCUUUUAACACCAUGCCAGCAGAUGCAACUUAUCCGGAUCGCCGCCAACGGUAAUUGGGAGGCUCUGCCACUGUAUCUCAAAACAUCAGCGAUCAGCAUGGGUGAUUUCGACAAUACCGGCAAACUGUGGGUUUCUGAAAGCGGAGCCAAGUAUUGGGCGAUUGAUCUUCUGAAAGGAUCUUCCACCUUUGGAAAGGUGGCUACAGAAGGAACAUCAAUUACUCAAGGUCUCGUUACCGCCGUGGGUGACUGGAGCUACCUGCCCGGUAUGGGUAACUAUCUCUACUCGGUUCAGGCAUCCGUUAUUGGCAAUGGUAUCGUACGAACAAACGUUGUGCGCUGGUCAAUCGAUACAAAGACGUGGUUCACCUACAGAACCUACCCCAGCCUGCUCCUGACAGCCCUCAACUUGCUCUGGGGCGCUACUAUAGCAGCGCCUAACAAUGUGCUGUUUGCGCAAGAAAACCUUCUUGGGCAAACUUGGAGGUUCGAUCUGAGUCCCGGAGUCACAGCUAAUCCUGUGCCUAUUCCUGGAGGCGCACUCUUGAACUUGAACGGUGAUGGUGCCAAGUGUGCAAGCGGAGUUGUUUAG
Messenger RNA from Fusarium pseudograminearum CS3096, 12419 nucleotides. RefSeq lists its product as uncharacterized. The transcript has a single exon. The annotation marks the transcript as partial. Lineage: Eukaryota; Fungi; Ascomycota; Sordariomycetes; Hypocreales; Nectriaceae. Gene Ontology annotation, biological process: cell adhesion. The record is from RefSeq and is a predicted model, not a curated record.